Molecule: messenger RNA, 562 nt
Organism: Thamnophis elegans (Western terrestrial garter snake)
Lineage: Eukaryota; Metazoa; Chordata; Lepidosauria; Squamata; Natricidae
Gene: GKN2
Product: gastrokine 2
Exons: 6
Coding region: 1-546 (181 amino acids)
Biological process (GO): regulation of cell population proliferation
Source: RefSeq, a predicted model, not a curated record
AUGUUUGAACAGGCAGCAUCAUUAAUUUUGCUGGGAUUCUUCUGGAAUGCAGCCUCUGCUUCCUUCCAGAUUUACAGCAUCCCUAGUAUGAAUGGUGAUUACAUCCAGCAGACAGUCACCAUAGACAAUGAGAAGAAAGUAGCCAUCAUCCACGUCCACGAGGGGUCCUGCUCUUCUGAUACAAUUUUUGACUAUAAGCAUGGAUACAUCGCCAUGAGGAUCUUCUCCCGGAGAUCUUGUUUCGUGAUGAAGAUGGAAAAAGGCUACAUUCCAGAAAUUGAAGAAAUUGGCCGGUUGGCUUAUGAGAAACAGAUGAUGCGUCAAAUGCUGUCCGGAAGAAACCUAUGGGUAAAAUACGAAGCUGGAAAUUCUUUCUUGGGAGAAAUCAAAGAAUGGCUUGUUUUUGGAAAACACAUCGAGCAUCUCUGCAAGCACAUACCUGUUUAUAAAGUUGAACGCGUUGAACAUGAAGUACAUUCCAGUAGUUGCGUCAAGGCUGGCAUCUUAAAUAUUUUGGGUAUUUCCAUUUGUGGAACCCUGAAUUAGCCUUGGAGCCUCUGAA